This is a messenger RNA of Mya arenaria, 879 nucleotides long. RefSeq lists its product as uncharacterized. Lineage: Eukaryota; Metazoa; Mollusca; Bivalvia; Myida; Myidae. The coding region runs from base 1 to 879 and encodes 292 amino acids. The transcript has 2 exons. The record is from RefSeq and is a predicted model, not a curated record.
AUGUCCUCUGUCAUCUCUAAAAGCAAGGGAGAUCGGAACGCUUGCGUCAUCUCCCGCCGCCAACAAGUGCUCGUCCGGUCCUUCUCGAGCCAGUGCGACACGGAGUCUACCGGCUACAUCUCUUCUUCAUCUUUCGAGUCAUCCGGGGAAGAGAAGCGUUUGAUUCCGAAUGAUGACAAAGCGUUCCGAGUGUGGAACCAGUGGAGCCGUGAGCUUGACGCCAACUCAGGGCCAAAGAGUUCCACCCCAAAGCAGGGCAGUGAGGGGAUCACUAUGAGAAGGCGGGUUAACAUCUCAACAGAUGCCGGAAAAUCCAUGCUAGCAAUAAAGAAAGUCUUCAACUCCGACUCUAAAAGGAGUAAUUCUAGUUCUAAUCAAAUCAGUGACGAUUCAUUCUGGGGAAUGGGAUCACUGCGUGUUCAGAAGAGUAGUUCAGAAGGCGAUAUAUACAGGCGAAUAAUCACAUGUGACAAUUCUUUGAAACACAAGCCACUCCCCUUGCACGAAGCUGAGACUGUACUAACUUCUUAUAAACAUGUUUCACAUUCGCAUGGGUGGAGGCGGCGUCCGUUUAUCACCCAGUCUACAUCACAGGAGGACCUGAGGGCCGCCCCAACCGCCAACCGACCCACCUCGGACCGUACGAGCUAUAAUGCCUUGCCGCGGUACCGAGUGACGGUCCCGGCCUCUCAACCAUUUUGCUAUGCAAGUGCUACCGAAAAACGUGCCUCUCAUCUUGGAAAAUCAUGUGCUGACUUUGUGGAUUCGGGGACUUCGGUUGACGACUCAAUGACGGAAUUUCUCUCAAAUGUGAACAAGGAGAACCUUGCGGGCUUUCUGGAAUUCUAUGACCACGUCACCAGCGAACCCGCCAUCUAG